Pseudogymnoascus destructans is the source of this 2796-nucleotide messenger RNA. RefSeq lists its product as uncharacterized. The transcript is spliced from 3 exons. NCBI's taxonomy places the organism in Eukaryota, Fungi, Ascomycota, Leotiomycetes, Thelebolales, Thelebolaceae. The record is from RefSeq and is a predicted model, not a curated record. The coding region runs from base 354 to 2783 and encodes 809 amino acids.
CCCAAAAAACACAAAUUCACUCAACAUACAACAUUUCAACUGCCGGUAAUCGAUAUCUUGACCUCAAUCUGAAUCUGCAUAUCCAAAAUACUCUUGCUACGAUCACUACUUAGCUUUAUCGCGGCUUCCUCGUCGCGCUGUCCACAGCCUGCAGCCGGUAGGGGUGGCAUCGACCCCCUUCUCGAUCUAAGGGCCUGUCCAUACAGGUCCAGAACUCUCGCGGAUAUACAAAGCGCCAGAAGCAUCAUAAUAUAACAUCUAACAAAAACCACUCAAAAUAAACACCCCCAACCAAUAACUCCGACUUCGUGCAGCCAUCGCCACCUACGCAACACCUGUGGAAGGCGCUCACGAUGCGCUAUACUCGCGAUGAGCUGGAGCACUUGCGUGACUCACCACUCGUCGUAAGGCCGGUGAACUUGCCUCCUGCGGAGGAGUAUAUGGGACCGCCAGAGACGGAUCGCAAACCAAACACCAGAGAGAGACGUGGGUCAGCUGGAUUCUCGGAUCAGACCAGCAGAAGAGCAGGCGUGGAUAAGCUUGCACGAGUCCCAGGGACUCCCUUGGACAUCAUCCUCGGCCCUCCCAAGACCUCAUUCGCAUCCUCGACCUCGGCGCGCAACGCGAGACCGUCCGAUGCUGGCGAGAGACAACAAGACCAAGACCCUCGAGAUCGACACCCCUUCCGCAAGAGCGACGGCGAUAGCGACCGCACACGCGACAACCAACGCCAGCACCUCCGCCAGCGACGCUCGGAUGCCGACCAGGACAGCGACGGAUGGAGCACCGUGAAACUGCGUAAGAGUUUUGGCGCGGAUGGAGCGGAGCGCUUUAACGGCCGUAUGGGCGGAGAGAGACAUCGCGAUGAUCCGCCGAUGCCGAGGAAAGGGAGCAGAGAUGCACGCGAUGGUGAGAGAGAGAGGCCUGCGCGUGGCUUUGAGACGUUUACGCGCGAUCGCGAUGCUAUUAAGGAGCAGGUGGAGGAAGGCGAUGGGGCCCGUCGAGGCUUCGGUAGGGUGAGAACGGAGUCAUGGUUCAAGGAUAAGGAGGAGUUUUCUGCAGCGGCUGCAGCGGAGAAUCGGAAGAGUAAUGGCGAGAGAUUGGCCGAUCGCAAUCGUGGAUGGAGGGAGAAGGAUACUGAGAAGACGAACGGACGCGCCCAUGACCGUAAUGCUGAUAGGAAUAAUGAUCGUGAGAGGGGCGGUGACAGGGACGAUAGGGGUGGUGGACGCUGGGAUAGAGACAAUAGGCGACAGGAGCGCGACCCAGAGUGGAUGGAUGAGCCGUCGGAUACCAAGAAGCGGGCGCAUACCCACGAAGACUUUCAGAAGUGGAAGGAGAGCAUGAAUGCUGGGAUUAUGAAGACACCUGCUGCCGAGGUGCCGCCUAGCAAGUCGGCCCCAGAUGCGCCUGGCCAAAGUUCGUUCUUAGGCUUUGAUAAGCCGAAGGCCGAGACGCCUGUGGUUAUUGAUCCAGGCCCAGAUAGGUUUAUGAGUAUGUGGUCCACGCCAAAGCCGGAGGGGGCCGAGACGCCGCUGGCUUUGAAGAAGGAGGGUCCAGUCAAGGUAGCUGCAGUUGGGAAAGCUUCGCGAUUCACGUCGUUCUUUGCAGCUCCUCAGGAGGACAUGCAGCGUCGCCAAACGGAACCUGUUCCACCAGUUCCGGGACUCGCGCUUAAGGAGUCCAGCCCGCAGUCUGACAAGGAGAAGGAGGACUUUCAAAAGCUGCUACAGAAGUUGCAAAGCCAAAGCCUUCUUGGGAUGAAGACCCCAACGCCUCCAGUGAACCUAGCAUCCCAGCCGAAGCCGCCACCACAGCAGAAGCCAAUGGAUGUCCAACUUCCGCCAAUAGAUCAGUUCCAACAAUAUCGCCCUGGCUUCCAAGAGCCACCACGAUCAGGCAGCCGCGAGUCGCAGUCCCAGCAGGCUGCCCUCCAAGACUUACUCGGCAACCGAUCUACAGCCGUUAGCCAGCCCUCGACCCGCCCCGAGCCCAUGGCGCACGAACUCGCCAGCCAGCGCCGGAACACCGCUAGCCAAGGCUCAAGCCGACCAGACCAGGACAUCAACCGCAACACCGCGUUCCUCAUGGGUCUGAUGCAAGCACCGCGCCAGCCAGACCAGCAACUCCGCCAAGAGCAACACAUGAUGAGGCCACCGCAAUCGCAGCCCCAGAGACAGCAACAGCAACAGCAACAGCAACAGCAACAGCACCUCUCGGAGCGCGACCAGGACCUUCUAAUGCGCGAGCAGCGCGAGCGCGCCGCCCAGCGCCAACGUCAAGAAAUGCCACCGGGAUUCUUCGACGAGUCCUUCCUAGGCCGCGGCUCGCACCCGCAGCAGGAGCCACGCCCGCAGUCCCAACAGCAGCAACAGCAGCAGCCAACACAAAUCCUGCAACGCCCACCACCAGGCCUCGAACAGCUUCCUCCAGGAUGGCAACAGCAGCCCCGCGACCAGCAGCAGCAGCAACAGCUCCCACAAUCUAUGCCACGCCACCCGCUCCAGCCACCACCAGGCCUCGCCGGCGGUCCAUCUCGCGGAAUGCCGCUGCCACCUAUGUUCCCACCCGGAUUCGCGAUGCAGGGUUAUGGCCCACCGCCGCCAGAGAUGAGUGGAAGCGCACAGCGCAAUGUCCCACCCCUACCACCACCACCGGGGUUCAUGGGUCCACCACCGGGUUUCAUGCCCCCGCCUAUGGGGUUCCCGGGGGAAAUGGGAUAUGCGCCGGCUUUUGAUGGGAGGGGGCUGCCGCCGCCGCAGCAGGGGGGGUUUAGACGUUAGGUCUGAGAGGGGG